AUGGAACCCUGUAUAAUUGUGCAUGGUGGUUCAAGAACGAUACUGGGCGACGAAAAAAAGGAAAAACACAGAAAAGGUGUUCAGCUGGCGGCUAGAAAAGGCCAUGAAGUUCUUUUGAAGGUAGGCUUUAAUGUAUUAGCUUUUUUUGUAUUAAAAAUUAAAGACUAAACUAGAGCAGUUGAUAAGCACAUAUCGAGCCCGCUUGAAUCCCGGGUGGAUCCUUGACCUUGACUUCCCUGGCCUUGACUUAGUUGAGAUAGUCGUGUCACUGAGCCGGCGUGAUUGGUAAUGAUAGGCCACAAAUGGUCCUUUUUCGUCAACAAUGCAGGUAGUCUAAGGAUUUGGGGAGGUGGGAAUCACUACCAAAUGCUUAUACUUUACGUUUCGUUAAGCCAAGAUCGCUGAAAUGUAAGUUCAGCUAUCGAAGCGCUGAUUUAAUUUACGAAAACUCCUCUUCAAUUAUCGUACAAUCGCAGACGAUCGCUGAGAAAUGUACAAAUGUACAGGUAGUCGUCAGUACAUAGGAUCGCUAGUGGCGAUUAGUGAAGAAUACAUGUAAGUCCUUUAACACAAGACCGUGAAAAAGAAAACAGUAUUCAUUGCAGUUAAUGAUUCAGGUUAGCCAUUUUUAUUACGCCAAGAAAAUUUUGAAAAACAAAGUUUGAAAAAGGAAGUGCGACAUUCUUACGUAAUAUUGCGGUUCCUGGCACUAUGACAAGCAAUAUGGAAAAACCACACACCAUAAAAUGUUUUGUUAUGAAGCAGCCUGGUCAUGAAGGAAAAUAUUUUCAUUUUUCUAGAAUUUCCAAUAGACCCUAUCAUGGUUUUUGAUGGCUGAGCUGGUGGGCAAGACAAUACAUUGAUUGUAAGAGACCUUUUGUCAAAUGAUUUUUGUAAAACAUCAAUCCUGAAAAAAGAAAAGAAAGAAAAAAAAAAGAAAUCUUUGAAUUUUAAAAUUUAAAUCUAAAACCUAAGACAUAAUAUUAAUGAAAUUUGAAGUACCCAGAAUUUUACCUGUCUUUUCACAAUUCUUAUGAAAUUUGACAUUUUUUCUCCGGUUCCCGUGAGAAAUUGUCUUUGGUGUUAUUACAGAUAGCUAUAGCCCUUGAAAAAUGUUAUAAAAGAAUGCGAUAUAAAAAAUUAAAAUAAUGUACAUUUCUGAGGGAUUUUUAUCAAAGCUGCUUUGCAAGAUAUUAAGUUUUUUUAGCACCACCUAGUCAUGCCAAAAUAACUUAUCUUGCUGAUUUGUCUAUCUAAAUUAUGGAAGACACGUCACAGUGAGAUCAAAAUUGGCCUAAAAUCAGUCCAAUAUUAAAGUGUUCGGUAUAUUGGUUCUGCAGGGUUAUGUAUUUAUUCCACUGUUGAUCACUGGUUAAACUGUGAGAGGUGCUGGCUAUCCAAUGUUAAACACUGUAGUCUGUAUGCAUGUGAUGUGUACAUGCUGAAGUUUGUGUUGAAUAUACAUGCAGAAUUUCGUAAAUGAAAUGGUUGUUAGCACAAAGGUCCCCAUGUCUGCAUGACGAAAAAAAAGCAAUACUGAUAUUCUGUUUUUUGUACAUGUAUGUAGUUAGUGUUUCCAUUUCACUUCAUUCAAGUUGUAAACACAGAAGUGGAAGUAAAAAUGAGUGCAGAAAUGAGCAGCCAGCCAUGUAUUAUUUCAGAUUGAAGGACUCAAUAAAAGUUUAAGCUACACAGUGAAACCUCACUCAUAUUUUAUCAUACAUAAACCACGAAAUUAAAAACUGGAGUUUCUCAUCACCCCCAGCUAUGUUCCAUGAGAGAGUUUUGUCCGUUCAGUUGCUAGUGUCCUUGGGGAAAAAAGAAACAGUAUGACAAAAUGCACUUUAUUUAAUUUGAGUGUCAUAUCUAUUUAGCAUAUGCUAUAUGCUAUACUUUUGAGGACACUAAUUUUAUGGCAUCAACCAAGCCACAGGAAGCUCUAGCCAUUUGCAGGACAAAGGCACUACCUUCAUUUCUCAGUUAGAACCCUGAAUAUUGGUCCUGAGUGUUGGUCCAGCCCCUGGAAGCGAGCCCACAACCUCUCCGCUCUGCAGUGAAGGACUUUAGUCCAACUGAGCUAAUUCUGCUGCAGUUAUAAGUUGAUUAUAUUUGAAAUAUUUUUUCUGCAGAGUGGUAGUGCCCUCAAUGCAGUAGAGGCAGCUGUGAGGUACAUGGAGGAUAGCCCAAUUUUUAAUGCUGGACAUGGCUCUGCUCUUACAGAGGAGAACACUGCUGAGCUUGAUGGUUUCAUUAUGGAUGGACACAAUUUAGCUACUGGUAAGAUAACAUGUGGCUAUUGUUAAAUAAUGUACAUUUUACCACCGAUUUCCGAUACCUCACCAAUACUUGAUCAAUGAUUCGCCAAUACAUUGCUGACACACUACCAAUGCUAUCUCGACCGACUGUUGGUCAUUACGUGAUCGACAGGAAAAAACCACUCGACUGAGAUAUUGGUUGAUACUUGGCCAAUACUCAACCAACUUUUGACCGACAUCUUGGUCGAGAGCCGAGCGAGUAUCAGCGGACACACCGGCCGAAAUAUCGAUGAACAGUCGACCGAGAUGUCAGCCGAUACAUUGAUUGACAGUCCCUCAAAAGAUACGUGAUCCUACAUGUAUUGGACUACAGUCAAACCUAGACGAUACGGACAUUAAGAGGGCCAUAUUAAGCAGGUUGAAUUUAGGAAAAAAUUAAGGGCUGUCUUUUACCAGGAACAAAGCAAAUUGUCCAUAAUAAAGAGGGUCCAUAUUAAGUGGGUGUGCAUAAAGCGGGUUUGACUGUACUCAUUACCUUGAUAUUAAACUGAUCUGACAGUGUGUAGAUCUUUACUUCUUGCUUUGUGCAAUUAAUUUAUUGCGGAUUCUUGAACCCUUUCCUCCCUCCCUAGAUUGGAAAGUAUUGGCAGUCAAGUGAAUCUUUCCAUUUACCUUCUAGUUAUUAAGUUUGACAGUAUCUGUUUGUUGCUGCUUGCAGGGGUAGUUCCCACUUCCAGAGAUUGCCUGUAGGGAAGAUUCUUUGCUUUUUGUUGCUUUGUACCACUUGCAUCUUCCUGCACCUUGUUUGUAUUGCUUGCUUGUCUGUUAUCUGCAAUUUAGCAUUUACAUGUAUAGCUUGCAAAUGUAAAUCCCAUUUAAUAGGAUAUUAUCAGUUGAAGAGCAAACCUCAAUCUUCUUACAAUCCUAAACCAUGAGUCAGAGCACUUUCCUAUCCCCACACAGUAGCAAGGUAUGUGAUGUCUAGAGUGUCCCAAAAGGAGGGAUGUUAGAGCUGCCAUCAAGUCUAACAGUUCUUGAUUGUGGCUCUUAGCAGAGUUGGUUCCCAUUUCCAGAGAUGGCCAGGGAGGAGAUGCAGGCUCUUUGCUUUUAAAUUGCUUUGUCUCACAUGCAUGCAUCAUUUUGUGCUUUGUCUGUAUUGCUUGCUUGCAGUUUGGCAUUUAAUUAAAUCUCCAUUUGGCAGAAUAUCAGUCUGAUGAGAGCAAAAGUCAGACUACUUUCAAAAUAUAGUAUGUAAACCAUAAGACUCUGCUAUUCCCAGGGCAAGGCAAUGUCUGGAAUACAUUUAGGAAAAUUAGAACUUUCCCAAAAGAAAUAGACUACGAGUAGUCCCCCAUUUUUCCUCAGGCAUAGUAGAGCGAGCGAAACGCGAGCGCACGCCUUUUCUCGCGUGGGGUGAUUUUCACGCCCGCUCCCGUUUCGCUCGCUCUACUAUCCCUCAGGAAAAAUGGGGGACUACUUGUAGUCUACAAAAGAAAGAUGUUGCCAGGAGUUCUGAGGAGUGAACCCCAAAUUUAUUAAAAUUUAUUAAUUUAUUAUUAAAAUUGUUUGUAAAUUUAUGAUUGCUUUCUCUUUCAAAACAGUGGUAACAUCAUUAAUUUUCUUUCCCAUUGGGCAGCUUCUAAUAAGACAUACUAGCCUUGCAGCAUGUGUAUAGUAGGUAAUGGUAUCAAGCAGCACUGAACAUGUUAUACUCUGCCGCAACCUGUGUCUUUCUAUUCUUUAAGGUGCAGUUGCUUGUGUGGAGGCCAUUGCAAAUCCAGUGUCUCUAGCACGAAAGGUCAUGGAAGACACUCCGCACUGUAUUUUGGCUGGUGAAGGUGCUCUGAAGUUUGCCAAAAAAAGUGGAUUUCCCGUUCUUGAAAACCCUCUGGAACUUGCCACAGCUGAAUCCCAUGAGCGUUCUAAAGAAGCAAGCUACUACUUAGGAAAAGCUGGAAAGUGGGUUAAUGCUGAUGCUCCAGAUGUGAAUGGAACCAUCACUGGUCAGGGAUUUGACACGGUCGGAGCUGUAGCUGUGGAUUCAAAAGGAAGACUUGCAAGUGCUACUUCUACAGGUGAAAAUCCUGCGGUCAACUCUCUUGCAAAUUCCUCGACAUCUACACUAUGUAACAUAGACUCCUCUCUCCUCCUAAAAGAGGCUGGUAUUGUUGCUGAGUCAUAUUUAGUGACUCUCUUCAGUCUUCUGAUGGAUCUGCUAAAUCUUGAAGGGCAUGUGUGUAGGCACCAAGAUAUUUUGUUUUGUUGAGAGAUCCAACACCGGCCCUUACCUCAAAGACUGGAACUGUUACUACUCUUCAGAAAAUAUUUCUCAACUAUCAGUCAGCAUUUUUUUGUACAUUGUGCAUCUUUCUUGGGCUGAAAGUCUUUUGACAAUGUAGCAGGCCAUUUGUGUUAAUCACUCCGAGAAGUACAGUUGACUCCCGAUAACUCGAACCCUCGCUAACUCGAACCUCGCGCUAACUCGAACCAAAAUCGAUUUCCCCCGGAUUUCCGUCAUACAUUUACUGUAAUUUUACCCUCGGUAACUCGAACCCUCGAUAUCUCGAAACUCCCGCUAACUCGAAGUAAUUUUUGUUUCCCCUCAGAUCAUUUCUAUAUAAUUUUACCCUCGAUAACUGGAACCAUGUUUUGAGCCCUUAAAAAGUCGGGAAAGAAGAGUGUACUGCCUCGAAACAUUGAAUUUUGAAUUUCCCAUUGACGUGUUGUAGGCAUAUAGUUUACUAGUGGAUCGAUAGUGGAGGCGGAUGUUGUUUGCCACAAAUCUAACGUGAAAUAGCUUACUUCUCAAAAAGUAAAAUGCAUGCUCUAUUUAGGCAACGUUUUGUUACUUAACGUUCUGAUUUAUAAUCUAACAGUAUCUUUCAAUUUUCACUCAACAUUUUUACAAUUAGAUGUGCUUAGAAUACUCACUGUGCAGUAAAAACUGUUUUUUUCCUUACUCCCGGCUAUUUUCUUCGAGCUCCCGAUAACUCGAACCUUUUUCGGUUUCCCUUGAAGGUCGAGUUAUCGGGAGUCGACUGUAGUUUACACUUGGCAGUUCAUAUACAUCUGAAGGUCAAAGGCCAACCUAUAUCUGAAGAAAGCUAUAAAGCGCAGUCAUAGAGUUGAACAAGAAAUACAGUUAUGUACCGAGAAUCAAAUUCAGCUAGAAGUCAGCAUGGGUAGUUAAACUGGAGUCUUAUGGGCAGAUGUAAAGGGUAGCAGUCCACCUUUUGCUCUGAAAUUGUUAAAACUUUAAAGAUUUUUUGAGGAAAAUUUGUAUUCUUUUAGAGUCAUCAAAAGAGAUGGCCAGUCUCUCAGCCCCCUAUUUCCGGAUUUUUUAGAUCUUUCCUUGACUACUUGCAUUGCAAGUUUGGUGCAAUGAUCAUGACUUCUUGUUACCCCCUCCUCCUCCUCCUAAUUAAUUAUUUAUGAAUUAUGUUUUAGGCGGAUUACCCAGGAAGAUGCUAGGAAGGGUUGGCGACACCCCCUGUUGUGGCUGUGGUGGGUAUGCCAAUGCAUCAGCUGCUGCGUCAACCACAGGACAUGGGGAAUCAAUCUUGAAAAUGGUGCUUGCUUGGGAUGUAGUCAGAAAUAUAGAAGAUGGCCUGAACCCCAUGCAGGCUUGUGGAAAAUCUAUAAAUAAAAUGGUUUCCGCUAUUGAUGGUGUUGGUGGUGUAAUAGCUCUUAACAGUGAUGGAGAAAUUGGAAGAGCUUUUUCCUCAAAGCAGUUGGCUUGGGCUUCAAUCAGAGGUCAGGUCCUUAAAUUUGGUUUGGAUCGUGGUGAAGUUCAGGAGGUUCCUCUAUGAUAUUAUUACAUGUAUUUGUGCAUCGAAUAUGAUUCCUUUUAUCUAAUUUUUAAGACAAGAAUCUUUACUUAUUUUUCUAAGAUUUAUCAACAAUACCUUUGUAUUCACUUUUAUACUCCAUCCUUGAAUCCAACUAAGCUCAUCUACUCUACUCUGACUGGUUGGAUAGACUGACUAUAGUCACACUCUUUCAUGCAUGGUUGGUAAUCCGAGGACAAAAUUUUGCAAAUUUGUCAAGGUUUUAUUUAGAAAUUCUAAGCAAAACAACUCCUCCUGAAUUGAAUUAUUUAAAGGUCUCUCCUUUGAAGUCCUAAAAAUAACUUUAGAAUUUCUUUUGUAAUCGCUUUGCUGGUGUUUUUAGGGAGCUUAGCAACAACGACGGCCACGAAAACGUCACUAAAAAAGUAAUUUGUGUCCUUUCAAACUUUUAAUCGCGUUUAUUUGGACCCGCUUAUGGUAAUUUGUCAAAUGUUUUUGACUUUUGCUUGAGUUGAAUUCUUAAGUACUUGAUCCAUGUUCAAAAAGAUAAAGGAACUGAGAUUUGUCGUUUUAUGUCCACGCCCUCCUUAAAACGUCGCAUUAGGAAGUUUCACGUCAUAGUCGUGCAGAGGACGUCAAAGAAAAGUAUUGAAAACGUGCAGAGCUGUUGUUUGGCUCAUAAAACUAUUUGUUGUUUUACAUUGUCGUCGUGGUUGCUAAAGCUAAUCCCUAUUAUUCCCUAUUAUUUUAUUCCGCUAAAUGUCGGAGAGCAUUUGGGAGAAAUCAAAAACUAACUAAUGCAUAUUCUAGAUUUAGUCUGUUUAUUGUAUCUUUGGAUGUAAAGUUGACUUUUUCGAGUCCCAAAUGUAAGUAUCAAUUGAGGAGGAGUCGGUACUCAGCUUUGAUGUUCAGUUCCAUUCUCCUUGAUCAGUCUUCUUUGCUAUCAUUUUGUCCUGAUUUUCAAUCACCUUUCUUGGUUUGUAACAACGUGACAUGGCAGCAGUGUUUAUUGACAAAACAACAGAGCGUUUUCACUUACAGGGCCAUCAUCUAUGCUAAUUUUUUCAGGGGCACCCAACGGCAAUUUUCGGGAAAAUAUCUGUUCGGAAGACGAUUUGAGAUCUAGAAUUUUCGGAGCAUUUGUUGUAAAAUUUCUUGCUUGCCUGCCUCUCCUAGGAUUUUCGAACAAAUACAAAAUGGUAUAAUUACCCAUUUUUAACGUAUUUUGACCCAAAAAAAGGCCACCUAGAAUUUUCGGGAGCCUUUUUCCUGGCUGAAAUUUUCGAGAAGGUAACUUUUUAUCCCAAUAAUUUUCGGAUCACUAGACUUUCAGCUAGGAAAUCCGAACAGAUGAAAAGUUUUUAGGGGAUAAAAAUA
Porites lobata is the source of this 7420-nucleotide messenger RNA. Lineage: Eukaryota; Metazoa; Cnidaria; Anthozoa; Scleractinia; Poritidae. The record is from the annotation of a GenBank genome assembly.